Molecule: messenger RNA, 6974 nt
Organism: Mytilus trossulus (common blue mussel)
Lineage: Eukaryota; Metazoa; Mollusca; Bivalvia; Mytilida; Mytilidae
Product: FYVE, RhoGEF and PH domain-containing protein 2-like
Exons: 21
Coding region: 125-3580 (1151 amino acids)
Biological process (GO): cytoskeleton organization; filopodium assembly
Cellular component (GO): cytoplasm
Molecular function (GO): guanyl-nucleotide exchange factor activity; metal ion binding
Source: RefSeq, a predicted model, not a curated record
GUUAUAUAUUUGAUUGAAUCAAGUGGAGUGAAAUUUAAGCAUUGAACCGGUAUUAUGUAAUGCAUUAAAAUUAACAUUGUCAAAUUUGAUUCUUUGACUUAAGUUAAAUCAAAGCAAAAUGUAAAUGAAUUGGAUAAUGGGCCAGGAUAUAUCUUUAUCUGAUUUAGAUGAUCUGGACAUAGGACUAGUUAAACAAUAUGAGGACCACAUUAUCGACAUAAAGCCGGACGUAGAAAAUCCAAGAUGGAAGGUCAACAUUGUGAUAUCUCAGGAUAUCUUGAAACCUUACAUAAGACUUCGAACACGAAAAGGGGAACCUUUAGUCAAAGUCAAGGAUUCCAUAUCAUCUGCCCUGGUGGACUUCACCGAUUUUACCGAGUUAUUCCUCACAUGUGAAACUGAAAGCUUUCCAAAGCCAUCAUCUAAAGAUGAGUUAAGGGCCUUUGAUGAUCAGAUAUUUGUCACUGGUACAAGAUCUGUGCAAGUCAGUUUAAAGAAGGUUAACCGGACUAGAUCUAUUCCAGAUUUAUCUACAUUGAGAAAAAAGGCAAAAGCACCUUGUAGGCCAAAGUUCUUUGAUCGACUUCUAAACACGGUAAAACUUUCCAAGAAAUCCAAAAGUAGCAGUACUCUCAGUUCUCCUUCCGAACUUUUUGGCAGCAGUUUUGAUGAGGACGAAGAGGCAGAUACCUUUAUAAAGGAGAAUGUCGUCACCCAGAAUUCUAUUGAGGAGAUAACUCAAAUAGAGGUUGAUGGAUUUCAACUACAUCAGUUAGAAGAGGGAAUCAAAAACAAGGAAUUAUUAAGUGAAACUUCAGGUAAAAACCUCGAUGAAUCUGCAAAAAAAGUCAAAAGAAAAUCAAAAGAAAAAAGAUCCUCAAAAAGCAGAAAUUCUGAUAAAACUGUAACUGAAGAGGAGAAAAGUUCUCCAGAAAUUAGAAUCUCAGGAUCUUCAGAAAAAAGUGUUGAACAAUCAGAAAACAAAACUGAAACAGCAACAGACAUUUGUAGUGAGAAAAAUCAGCUUGAGAGAAGUUUAUCUGAAGAAUCACAACCGACUCCUCUUAAAACAUUUGAAAGAUCUCUUUCUACAGAAGCAUCUACUCAGUCUACUCCCAGUUCUCCACAAACAACGGGUAUAGUUAGGGAAAGACUUGAGAGAUUCCGACGUUUAAAUGAGCGUGGGAACAGAGAUCCUAGAAUAAGGCGCUCAAUGUCUGUCCCAAACUCACCAGACCUACACAGACACAAUAUGUCGACAAACGACGAACAUUGCAUCCUAUUUAAAAAAGUAGAGACUAAAUUAAAGAAAGAUCCUAAUACGUCCGAUGAGGAAUCGGGUCAAUUCGGAGGUGUAACAGUUAAACCUGGCUAUGUUAAAGCUUUAGUCUUUCAGAUUAAUAAGAAUAAAACAAAUAAAACUGAAGGUUUAAGUCUGUCAUCUGAAAAUGGAGAUAAGAUAGUAGAUUCAAAGAAUGUGAAUGGGGAUUGUAAUAGUGUUCAGAGUGAUGUGUCACACACGACUUUUAACAACGAAUCGGCAAGUAGUAGUAACAGGAACAGUAUUAAAUCCUCCGAUUGUGGAGGGACAUCUGAUACCACCUCUAGUGGGCAGGAUAAAACAGAGAAUGAAUCAGGAUUUGUUUCAGAAGGAAUAUGUAUGGAUGCUGAAAAAUUAUUUGACUCUAGUUGGUCAGAAUCAGAUGAAGAUUUAUUUACAGAUAGUGAUGAGGAGUCUGUAAAGCCAGGUGAAACAAGUAGUGCAACAACAGAAUCAGAUAAUAAAGGUUUCACUGACAGUACAGAAGUUUCAGGACCUCCUAAAGACAAGAUCCAGCAGAUUGUAGAGGAAUUAUUAUCUACAGAGAAAGCUUAUGUAGAGAGACUGAAAUUAUUGGAUCAGACAUUUCAGUUUCGUGUUGUUCAAGAAAACAAGAUCCACAAUUUUCUUCCCGACGGAGUUAUACCUCAGAUGUUCUCUAAUGUACAGAGUAUUUAUCAGUUCCAUCAUGAUUUCUUAUUACCUCAGAUACAAGGACGUGUUGAAAAUUGGUCUCCUGAAUCUAAAAUUGGUGACAUGAUGAAACAGUAUGCCCCACUGCUGAAAAUGUACACAGAAUAUGUAAAGAAUUUUGAUAAUGCUAUGAAUUUAAUAACAGUUUGGUCCGAAAAGUCACCCAAGUUUGCAGCAAUAGUAAAAGAAAUACAGAUGACUCCUGAAUGUGGUAGUUUAACACUGCAGCAUCAUAUGUUAGGACCAGUUCAGAGAAUUCCUCGUUAUGAAAUGUUGCUCAAAGAUUAUCUCAGACGUCUUCCAGAUGAUGCAGCAGACAGAGAAGAUGCUCAAGGUGCUCUAGAAUUGGUUACCACGGCAGCAUGCCAUUCUAAUGAAGCCAUGAAAAAGAUUGAUAGUUUUAAUAAAUUACUGGAGAUUAUGAGAAAGAUAGACACAAGUGAGAACUUGAUAAGUCCUACUAGAGAACUUGUACGAGAAGGCAGAAUUAUUAAGAUAUCUGCUCGUGGUGGCGAAAGACUGGAAAGAUUCCUUUUUCUUUUUAAUGAUCUGAUGCUGAUUUGUUUUGAACCAUUGCUGGGAAGUUACAAGAUCAAAUCACAGUUAGAAAUGGAUGGUAUGGAGAUAAUGGAACGCACUGAUAAAUGUCUACGUUGGAUACUAGACGGAGAGAGUAUAGAUAUUCCUAAUACAUUCUAUGUCAAAAGUAGACAGAAAAUAAUACAGUUCUUAGAUGAAAAUUCCAAUGGUGAGCCAUCAGGUUGGUGUGAGACCAUAAGAAAAACAAUAGAAAAAUAUAAAAGAAGACAGUCGUUAAAAUCAACAGAAAUUCAAAGAAAUAGUAAAGGGAUGACCGAUGUGGAGUUAGGAAAAGUUGCACCUAAAUGGAUCAAAGAUGACGAGGUCACAAUGUGUAUGAAAUGUGUGGCUAAAUUUACCGCCAUUCGACGGCGACAUCACUGUAGAGCUUGUGGUGACGUUGUGUGUGGCAGAUGUUCUUCCAAAAAAGUGCCUUUACGAUAUGACAACAAUCAUUUAAAUCGUGUCUGUGAUGACUGUUACCAUCUCCUACGAAAUGAUGAUGAGGAACCAGUCACACCAACACAUGAUAAAUCAUCAAGCAAAAAGAAAAACAUUUUACAGAUAAAUGCCAGCGACCCCUCAGUACUCUCAGGAUAUUUACAUAUAAGUACAGAUAAAGGGAAGAGCUGGCACAGGAGAUGGGUGGCUGUCCAUCAUAACUUUGUCAUGUAUACUUUUAAAGCUCAUCAGGAUCCCUAUGCUAUUACAAGUUUACCCCUCCCUGGACAUGUGGUAGAAGAUGUAGAUAAAGUAGAACAUCUAGAUAGGGAGAACUUAUUUAAAAUAUCACAUAAUAAAAAAACAAAUCUUUAUUUGUCAUCAGAGACCACCACCAGUAAAGAAAGGUGGAUUCAUGUAUUGUCCAAAGUUGUAAUGGCUGAAAUUCCUGAAGACGUAGAAGACAUUUCUAAAAGAGACUCAUCACAUUCAUCUUCAAGUAAUGAAUCUUAUGAGAACACUGAAAGUGAACAGUCACAUUUGUAGCAGUAACUGUGUUUCAUAAUGUAUCAGGAGUGUUUUGAGAAGUUGGUUUUAAAUUGUUAAAACAUUGAACUCAUGAUAGAGUAUGCUUGCCAUCUGAAUGAGAAGCAUUGUAUUGUAUAAAGAGGACCACCUAUAUUUUAUAAAGAUCAUGAUCUCAUUACUCAUUGACUAACUCUGUCUCAAAUUUGUAAUCAAAAUACUUAUAAAUAUAAUACUUAAAGAUUGUUCAAGUUUUACAUAUGAAAUAUAUACAGAAACAUACAUGACUUAUUUUAGAAGCAUACUUGAUGCUUUCAACAGACUAUUUCAAUAUUGCCAGCUUUUGACACUGUAUUAUAUAAUUUUAAGACAAGGUUUCCUUCUCAGCAGUGGAAGGCAUGUACUGGGUCAAUUAAGAGCGACCGAUUGUAAACUUGAUUUUACUUGUUUAAGUUGCUCUCACUUGACCGAGUACCAGGAUGUCGAACCACAAAUUAGGUAACUGGUUUAAAAAAGAGUUAGUAAUUUGAAAAUAGUCUUUUGCCAUAGAAAAGGCCAGUGAUGAAUUAUCGAUUUACAGAUGUCAUUUAAUAAAAAUAUUCUAUCAUUUUGAUACAUUCAUCAGGACAUUUUUUGAAAUUUUGUUGUAUAAAAAGAUAAAAGGACUUCACAGUAAAAAUGGAACCGUUUCCCUUAAAAAGUAGAUAAUUACAUAAGUAUCAGUGUCAUUGUGAAAAGGUCUGUUAUUGUUAUUAGCUAUAUACUUAAUGUGAUACUAUUCUGUUGUUUUAUAGAUUAUUAUGUUUUGUUUUGUUGUUAUGAAAUAUUUUAGUGCUUUUAAAUAUUGUUUUAUUAUAAUUAUUAUUAUCAUUAUAGUGUAAUUGGUUAUGAAGCAAAAUUUAAAAAAUGUUAACCAUCUUAUUUAAUAAUUAAUUUUUAUGCCCCACCUAUGAUAGUAGAGGGGCAUUAUGUUUUCUGGUCUGUGGCUCCGUUCGUCCGUCUGUGCGUCCGUUCAGGUUAAAGUUUUUGGUCAAGGUAGUUUUUGAUGAAGCUGAAGUCCAAUCAACUUGAAACUUAGUACACUUGUUGCUUAUGAGAUGAUCUUUCUAAUUUUAAAGCCAAAUUAGACUUUUGACUUCAAUUUCACGGUCCACUGAACAUAGAAAAUGAAAGUGGGAGUUUCAGGUUAAAGUUUUUGGUCAAGGUAGUUUUUGAUGAAAUUGAAGUCCAAUCAACUUGAAACUUAGUACAUAUGUUCCCUACAGUAUAAUCUUUCUAAUUUUAAUGCCAAAUUAGAUUAAUACCCAAUUUCACAGUCAAUGGAACAUGCAAAAGGAAAGUGUGAGUGGGGCAUCUGUGUACUUUGGACACAUUCUUGUUUUAUCAUAAAAUGUGCAGUUGAAUAGAAUGAGAUAAAUAAUGUUAAAGGUAUUUUGUUUUACAGCAGAAAUGUUUUAAACAUUUAAUCAUAUAUCAGGUAUAUCGAUCAGAUUGAAAAAUUAUUGUUACAAGAGUUGUGCUCUUUUAGCAAAGUGAACAAUUUCUUCAUUUACUUUUAUGAACAGGAGCAAAAGCCAGUUAAUAAAAAAUUUACUAGGUGACCUUGACUGUUCAUUAGGGUCUUGUUCAGUUGUCCAAAACAUGUGUGUAUGACUGAAACAUUAUUACUGUAAAACAUUUAUCCAUAAACUAGGGUUUAACCAGAAUGCUCCAUAAAGAUUUCACAAAAUUUCAAGCAAAAUAUUUGUCAGUAAAUUAACAGGGUUUUUAACACAAUGAAGUAGGCUUGGAAGAAACUAUGAAUACUUUGUAUUAUUCUGUUGUUUGUGUCACUGAAUCAAAACUUUUAUUAAUUGCUGAUGUCUAAAAUGACCAUGAUCCUCCAAAAUAAUAUGUCCUUGAUUUAAAGUCACGGUAAAAUAUUUUUUUGUGUUAGAAAGUCAUUUUCAUUAUAAUCAUAAAAAGCAUUUACAGUGAACAUGUUAUCAUAUAUAUUAAACAAAAACUGCAUGAAUUUCAAUGCAUAAACAUAAACCAUCAUAUUUGCCAGACAUGAUAUUAUUACUGGAAGAUUAUUGUCCGAAAUCGUAGAUUGGGAUUCAGGUUCAAAUUUUGUUUAUACAAAAUUAAUUUUGGUUUCUUAAUUGUCACUUUUGGAGGAUGAUGGUACAUGUAUAUUCAAGGCACAUUAAGUUUAAAGUUAUUGUAUGAUGUAUGUAAUAUUGUUUUAUAUUUAUUUUGUUAUGGAGUUUAGUGCUCGGUGUACAUUGUGUUCAUUAUUGUAAAUUAAUCUAUUGUGUUUUUUGUUCAGAAAUUUUUAUUUUUAUAGAAUUUAAUAAUUGGUUUAAAUUUAUCACAUUGAGACCAAGCUGUUUUAUACAUGGCUUAUUACUUAUUUUGCAUCAUAGAAAACCAUAGUAGAAUGGAAAGUACAAAAUAUACUUGAAGUAUGGUUUAUCACCAUCAAAACAAAAUUAUUUUUUCAAUUGAAGACGGUAUAUAUUACUUCUAACACUGCAAUAAGUAAGAUAUCAAAGAUAUUUCUUAAGGCAUAAAUUUAAAAUUUGAAAUUUAAAAUGUGAGGCUUACCAAGUGUUUUAAAUAUUUGAAAUUUAACUGUAGUGUAGAGAAAAUUUACUUAUUUUAUGAGAUUAAACAAAAAAUACAACUACUGUAAAUUCAGAAAUUAUUGCGAGGUUUUUAUUAUUGCAGAAAAUGCGACAGAGUUGUAAAUGCAAUAACUUAAACGCGCAUUUUGAAAUAUUUUAUAAUGAUUUUAACAGGGUUUUCUCAAAAUCUUUAAAAUUAAAAUCGCAUUUAAAUCUAAAAUGACAAAAUCGCAAUAAUAAACUCACGCAAUAAUUUCUGAAUUUACAGUAUUCAGGGAAAGUUUGGUACUCAUCUUGAGACUGAAUAUUAUCAAAUUUUAAGAAGUAUGGCUUGAGUUGUGUUCUAAAUAUUGAUAUUUUACCUUUUAAAAGUAUGGAAGUAUUAUGCACAAGAUUUCAAUGGUGGAAUAUGGUUCUCUAAUGUUAUACCUUACAUAGGCAAACUUUUUUUCCUGUGAUUUCAAAAAAGAUAUGGUCUUUCUAAGUGACAUCAACAGUCAUGGUGACCUUUCUUUUCGUAACGUCAUAUUGGCAGAUGAGAUUUAAGCAAGAUAAAUUGACCUCUUGAUUGAAUCUUGACCUUUACACAACUGAGAUCAUCUUAACCAUAUAACCAUAAAAAGCCUAUUAUCAUAUUUACCAUCCAUUGACAAUCCAUGUAUCAUUUAUUGUGUACAAAGACUGAUUGUAAACAUCAUAUCAUAUAAUAAAUAAUUGUUUAUAAACAUCAUCAACUAAUAAUGGUGCUAAACUAAUACCAUGCUGAAACAAUAUGGUUUCAAAAUAAAAAUAUUUGUAAUACCAAA